Molecule: messenger RNA, 1830 nt
Organism: Dendronephthya gigantea
Lineage: Eukaryota; Metazoa; Cnidaria; Anthozoa; Malacalcyonacea; Nephtheidae
Product: ankyrin repeat domain-containing protein 42-like
Exons: 17
Coding region: 304-1764 (486 amino acids)
Molecular function (GO): protein binding
Source: RefSeq, a predicted model, not a curated record
GUAACAAACGUAAGGCUCGGUAAAUAUUGCACAUAGCAACAAUAGCAACUCAUAUUACUCAUAGCAACGAAAACAAGUUCAGUGAAUGGUGAGCUUCAUUCAGUUUCUUCGAAGGAGAAAUCAGUAAUUGUUAAAAAGGAACUUAAAUUGUUGUCAUUCUUUGUCAUAUUAUACGAUAUUAGCCGUUAAAGAUUCGAGAGAAUUAUGUAUAGCAGUAUAGCUCAGUAGCUGGGAUGUAUAUUAGAAUCAUGGCAAGAGAAAUUUGAGAAAGUAAUAGUAUUGUGUACAUAUAUUACAAACACAAUGCCAGAUAAAAUUCGCCGUAUAUCCAGUAUCCAUGAAGCUGUUCGUUUUGGUGACGUAACAGAAGUUCAGGCAAUGGUACAGAGUGGUGCUGGAAUUAAUGAUUUAGAUCCAAAAUUUAAAUUUACACCACUCCACUGGGCUUGCAAUUAUGGUAGUCUAGAGUGUUUACAUUGGCUUUUGUGGCACGGUGCGUCUUAUUCGGAAACAUCUCCGGACGGUUGGACACCAGCCCAUAUUGCAGCUAUUCGUGGUCAGAACGCUUGUCUACAGGCAUUGGCUGCAAACGGUGCCUCAUUGGAGGCAAGGGACCUUCGAGGUUCAACGCCAUCUCACUUGGCAGCAACACAUGGAAAUUCUUACACUUUGCAAUCAAUAUUAAGACAUGGCGUUGAUAUUAAUACCGUUGAUAAAUUUGGUUGGACCGCUGUUCAUGCUGCUUCGUUCCAUGGCAGGCUCGGUUGUCUUCAGCUGUUAUUCCGCUGGGGAGCUCGGUUAGAUGAAGUUGAUGGUUUAGGAAAUACUCCAGUGCAUCUAGCAAGUGUUGAGGGUCAUCUUCCUUGUGUAAAAUUUCUUAUCUGUUCAGCAGCCAGUAUUGAUCAAACUCUCAACACACGUAAUGAUCAGGGCGAAACACCGCUGGACCUUUGUCGGCAAAUGCAGAAACAUGAUUGUUUAGAUUAUUUGACAGCUGUGGAGUACGAUCUUCUACAUCCAGAAAAAGAAGAAAACCUGGCGUUUCCAGCCCAUGCAGCAGCGUACAACGGAGAUCUUGGACAUUUAAAAAUGCUCAUUGAGACUGGUGUUGUGUCUGUGAAUGAGCGAAAUGAUAAAGGUUCCACACCAGCACACAAAGCUGCUGGUAACGGCCAUGUUGAAUCUCUUCAAUGGUUGGUUGAGAAGGGAGCUGACCUGUCAAUUAUGAAUUCAGCUGGUGAAACACCAAAAGAUGUCGCGAGAAGAUUCGGUAGAUUAGCCUGUGUUAACAUACUUGGUGGAGAAACAGGUAACGAAGACUUAGUUGAUGAAGCAAGUCAAGAUCAAGAGCCUAAAGGGCCUCAAUCGAGUGCGAAAGCUAAAGGUAGAGCAAAACGUAAAAUGGAGGAACUGCAACGUUUGUUGGAUACAGCAAAGAUGAAUUAUCAACAACUUGGAGGUGAACUUGAGGAGGAUAAAAUUAAGCAAGAAGAACAGAAAGAAAACGCUAGGGUUAUUCGAGAGCUGGAAGCUCAGUUAGAAUAUGAACGAAUACGUCGUGAGGACUUGGAAGCAGAUUCCGACAAACUUCGUUCAAAAAUUCAUUCUCUUACGUUGGAAAUUGAAGAAAUGCGUAAUAUGACUAUAGCAAAGGCCCAGGCCCCGCGGACUUCAGAACCUGUGAUGGGUCGUCAAAGGAAAAAGAAAACGAAGCCUCGACCACACACAGCAUUUGCAAGCGGUCUUCAUGGCUUCUUUGAAUAAAAAAUGCUUUAUGGAACACCAAAAUAUGUAAUAGACCUUUCUUAUAAUGAUGUCAAACGCGGAAAG